This is a messenger RNA of Wyeomyia smithii (pitcher-plant mosquito), 1002 nucleotides long. RefSeq lists its product as uncharacterized. The transcript is spliced from 4 exons. NCBI's taxonomy places the organism in Eukaryota, Metazoa, Arthropoda, Insecta, Diptera, Culicidae. The record is from RefSeq and is a predicted model, not a curated record. Bases 100 to 954 code for a protein of 284 amino acids.
CCAUACUUGAAAACCACGUGUCUUUUUCAUAUCUCUUCAAAACAGGGACUUAUAAAAAUAUCCUCUUAACAGGAUUUUUUUAGAUGGUGACGAAUAAUAAUGGAAAAACAAACAACAUUGGCUACCGUCAACAGUCCGACUGAUACCGUACUAAAUCUUAGUACAGAUUCUGGCUUUUAUACGGAUUGGAAGUAUGAGUACCAACUGGACACCGAGCAGGGCAUUGCGAAUCCCUAUCCCACGGACACAAUUAUGCCCGCUGCCACACGGAUGAUUAGCACGCUUUGCGCAUUCUUCAAGCUACCGCAUAGCAUUGAAUUUUCGGCCAUUGACACUCUGGAACAACUGGUGAUUGAGACCUUGAAAAAAGAUGCAUCACCAGAUAAAUUUGCGGAAAAUGUUGUAGAGAAUUUGCCUUUUUACGUGAUUGCAAUCUUAAGCCUCGUGUCCAAAUGUUUCAAUGCUCGCACAAUACUCGAUCCCGCGCUGCAAAAGCAGAUACUACAGGCAAAUUUUCCUGAUUUGGAAUGGAACGAGCAAAAAUUGGCGACAAUUGAAUUCAAAGUUAUGAAAACAUUAAACUACAAGGUGUCACAAUCACUACUGCUGGGUGCGGUUGAACGGUUUACAAAAGAAGACAUAUUAACACGUGGAAUAGCUCGAAAAGAUUUUGUCGGAUCGUUGGGUAUUAAACUACUGCGAGUCGUGUAUGCUCAAAAGAGUCAGAUCUACGCCAGCUUGAAACCGAACGUCAAGUGUCAAGACUUGUUUACUCGGUUCAAGUCGAACAAACUGAUUCUAGCAGCCGCAACGGUAACGGCAAUCCUGAAGUUUUGUGCUGCUGACGAGGAGCUAGUAGCUGACAAUGUCGUCAAGCGGCUGUCCAACGAUUGCUUCGUAGAGCCGAAAAAUAUUACUCUUCUACGAGACGCCAUUGUAAACGUGAUUCGAUAAUUCAUAAGUAACGUGGGUGAAGGGGAAGUAUACAGCGAAUGUUGUAAG